AUGCUGGUUCGAACAUGGAUGUUGCUCAAUAGGCCAAAGGGGCCGCAGGGAUUACGUCCUGGAAAAGAGUACCGCUUAACUGUCCCAUACAGAAGUGAGGUGACAAUGCUUCGCCUUGCAAAUCAUAAGGCUAUUAACUCUAAUAUACGUGAACUUUUCAAAAAACCACUGGUGAUGAAUAAUAUUAAAGCCAUUCCCCGCGAUUUGGGAGAAAUUCCGCGCGACUACGUCCUCCGGCUGCUUUUCUUUCAUCAGCCCAUACGACUCGUGGACUUGUGGACGAUUUGUAAGGAGCACGAUGACGUUCCACUGGAUUCGGCGAAACAUCUGCGAUUAGUAUUAAAAAUAGCCAAACUUCAACGGUGGGUGUACGCGGAAAAGAAUCAAACGAACAACCUUUACUACUACUACGUGCAUCAGAGUAGAAUACAAGAGGUACAGCAAAUGGUUCGAGCCAGUGAGGUACGAAAGAAAGAACAAGAAAGUUUACGGGAAAUUGAAGCUGAAAAAUUGCGUAUGGAAGAGCAAGAACGUCGUAAGGUGGCACUUGACGAGAAUAUUGUAGCAUUGCAAAAUGCGCUCGUUUCAAAUAUUGCACAAAUUCAGGAGUUUGACCCGGGGUUUGCACGAUCGAAACCAUAUGUAACGGAAAGUGGUGCAGUGAAUGUAGGGUGGGGGUUGAAUGAUGGAGGUAGCGCUGCAUGCAGUAGCGAUUUGGAUGGGCAGCAAGUGGCAUAG
Molecule: messenger RNA, 738 nt
Organism: Trypanosoma brucei brucei TREU927
Lineage: Eukaryota; Euglenozoa; Kinetoplastea; Trypanosomatida; Trypanosomatidae
Exons: 1
Coding region: 1-738 (245 amino acids)
Source: RefSeq, a predicted model, not a curated record